Molecule: messenger RNA, 5141 nt
Organism: Coregonus sp. 'balchen'
Lineage: Eukaryota; Metazoa; Chordata; Actinopteri; Salmoniformes; Salmonidae
Source: the annotation of a GenBank genome assembly
CCCGGUUUUGGACACCAUGUAUCCGACCACGCUAACGCAGUUGUCCCGGGCUAAUCCCUUCAACGCCCCGCUCUUCUCCCUCCAAGAAAUCGAGGAACCCAAACAGAGCCUUCCCGCAAAUGGACUGAGCCGCAACCUCGCUGCCGCAGCAAUCGCUGGUAAAUCAAGGUUCUGCAUGCUAACAAGUGCAAGUAGCUAACUAGCAAGCGAACAAGUACGCAGCCAGCUGAAUCAAUGACAAUGAUGAGACGAGAUACCGAUUUUAUUCACCAUGUGUUAUUUAAUAGAUGUGACAGUUGUGUGUUUGUCAAACGUUUAACACUACCUAGCAAUCUAGCCACUGAAAUGUGUAAUGUCAAAGACAGGCUAGGCCUAGUCUAUGGAGGACAUCGAAGGGCAAAUGUAAACUUUGAAAUAUGCUGCAGGUGUUUGAACUGAAUUCAUGCCGUCCCCCAAUCGCUGUUUAAAACUAAGGCGAGAGGCCCCAGAUUUUAAAUGGGCAAAGGAGAAGUUAGGCGAAUGUCUAUUGCUUUCUAGCACACCAACCAGCUAAAGAUAUGCGUCUGACCCCUAGACUGGGGCAUUUCAUUGGUUCUCAUUUCAGAUAAGUUUGACAAGUUUUGUCAAGAUUUAGGAUCACUUGAAACGCUAUCCUUUUUGAAGCCUAAAGCAUGGCCUUUAACAACCCCUCAGUCAUAUUCUGACAUUUCUUUGUUGCUUUACAUUUUUCUAUGGAAUAUUUUUUGGUUUUACGGAUUAGCCAGCCUAGUUCUAAAGGUGACAUUAGCUAUUAUUUAACCACGAUAUUUGAGUAAGGCUUUUGGUUCGUUUUAGAGCUUGCUGGCCAGUGUCCUUUUUUUAUAGCCUAAACACUGUAUGCUGGUUGGUUGAUUAGUUAUACAGCUAGUCUUCUCUGCUGGUACAGCGCCUGUUGCACAACAGUCUGCCCUCACAAGGAGUAAAUGUUCUACACACACAAUUAAGCUCCACUUGCAUUUGCCCUUUAGCCUAGUAAAGAUGCAGUUUGCUCUUACUUACUGCCACUUUUCUAACAUCAACACCAAGUCCCCUUUUUGAAAGUAUUGCUUGACUCUUUCUUCAGAGGGAGACAGCUGUGAGUUCGGCUCACGGAAGUAUUUACUCCUGUGUGGGUUUGGUGGCAUCAUCAGCUGUGGCACCACACACGCAGCCCUAGUGCCCCUCGAUCUGGUCAAAUGCAGAAUGCAGGUCUGUCUAUCCCUGUGGCCUGGUGCCACUUAAAACCCAACACACUGUUUUUUUUAUAUUUAUGCAUUCAUUUGCAUGGGAGAAAGGAUGUAUCAAGCAGCCCUGUUUUGUGCUGUCGUGGUGGAGUGUUUGUCAUUGUUGUUCCUCCUGUUUUAUCCCACUUGAUCACCUGAUUUUAUUGUUUUAGAAUGACCCACAUCGCAUGUUAAGUGUGUGAUUCACAAUCACCAGUGUUAUUGUUUAAUGAACCUCCCUGCCUGCUACCAUUCCCCUUCUCAAUCCACAGCUAAAGGACUUGUAGGUCACUGGAAGGUCAGGAGUGACAAUGGGAAAAUGUGUUCAGAAUGUUCACCCUGCUAUUUAUAACAUGAUCAAAGUGCAGCUAUGCAUUGCUAGAAUGUAGCCAAUAGCUUUAUACUGUAAGUAGGUCCAAAGGCCCAAGUAAUUUACACCUCAAUGGAAUUAUUUCCAGCUUUAAAGUGAAUAAAGAAUAAACGAUUUAUGCAGGCUAUAUGUAUUAUUUCAACUAACUAUACAGCUGAUGCUUCAACACAAUUGUUUUAUUUAAGUAAAAGCUGUUAGACAUUUGAGUCAAGUUAGAAUUCUCAAUGUUUAUUUUUAUUUUUUUAACCAAUGAUUUUUAUCCCUAUGUUAUGAUUAUUUGAUCAAUGAGUGAAAUAAAUCAUGGGUAUAUAAUCACAAUCAGUUAGUCAAUUUAAAAUCACAAGCAGGGUUGGGGUCAGUUCCAUUUCAAUUCAGGAAGUACAUUGUAAACUGAUUCAAAUUGUAAACAAUUAUCAUUGAGAACCAUUGAGAUACAUUGGAAUGUCAGUUUACUUCCUGAAUUGAAAAGGAAUUGACCUAAACCCUGAUUCACAAGUGUUUGAAAUUUGAACUGACUCAUUCCCUGGUGUGUUCUAAUGUAAUGGUGGCAUGUUUGUUGGUGAUUAUUGUCCUGUGUUGCAUGUGUCGUGACUGCAUGUUGGGCACGUAUUGUUGUGUUUUUUUGCUGCAGACUCUGCAGAUGUGAGCUGUGAGUUUGGCUCAACAAAGUACUAUGCCCUGUGUGGCUUUGGGGGUAUCCUGAGCUGCGGCCUCACACACACAGCUGUUGUACCCCUCGACCUUGUCAAGUGCCGCAUCCAGGUUUGUGGUACCCCCUGUAGCUGUCUGCUGUGUGAAGGCCUCCAUAGCUCCUGUAAGAAAAGGUGCCCAAUCCUAAAUCUACUCCUAAGAAGUUAGUUUAAACGUUAUUGUCCCAGAGGGAUUGUUACACAAUUGUGGCCUUACAUUCCGUCAAGACCUUGCAGUCCAAAUGUACCCUUAAUUAUUAUACAAUUGAAUAGAUGAGGAAGAAAUUGGGCGGAAAACUCGAUUUGGGAUUGGGCAGACGUUUCCUGUAGAUUAGCAGCCAUCGGGUAAAUCACUAGCUAACAGUACUAAUGUUCACCUGGAUAACCCCCUAGUUCACAACCUGAAACCUAGCUAGUAUUUUUUUUAAAUAAACAUGGCCUAGAACCCUUAGAUAAAAUUACCUAGAUUUCAGCCCGUAGGGCUCUAGUCUAGGCUACCCCCAUUGUUCCUUUGACUCUACUAAUCGAUUGGUUUUUCUUCCUUAGGUGGACCCUGACAAGUACAAGAGCAUUGGCAAAGGCUUCUCCCUCACAUUGAAGGAGGAUGGAGCCCGAGGGCUGGCUAAGGGCUGGGCCCCUACCUUCAUCGGCUACUCCAUGCAGGGUCUCUGCAAGUUUGGCUUCUAUGAGAUGUUCAAGAUCUUCUACAGCGACAUGCUUGGAGAGGUCAGUCAGGGGUAGGAACCAAUGUGGGUAGAAACCAACAAGGUUGGAUUCCCUGGUUUACAGUGUGUUAAAGGGACACUUCGCCCACCAAAAAUUGUAAAUUGCAUGCUAAUUAGCAGGCGCUUUAAUCCGUGUGUGACUUUGAACCCAUGACAUUGGUGUUGCUAGCCCACACAGGACUACAACUGACCUUGCCCCCUCUCAUCUAACAGGAGAACACAUACCUGUGGAGGACAUCCCUGUACCUGGCUGCGUCUGCCAGUGCAGAGUUCUUCGCUGACAUUGCCCUGGCCCCCAUGGAGGCGUGCAAAGUGCGUAUCCAGACCUGCCCUGGCUACGCCAACAACCUCAGACAGUGUGCUCCCAAGAUGUUCGCAGAGGAGGGAGUAUGGGCGUGAGUAGAUAUUGUAUUUGUUUUGGUUUGUAUUUGUUUUGGAGGCUGUAUAACCUGUAAAAGUAUUCAACCCUUCUCAUCGACAGCUACCAGGUGUGUAUGCUUUUGUUCCUACACUAGGUGAACAAAUUUGCGUCAACUUGUAGCCUUGAUUAGAUUAAUUGGGUGUUUCUUGGCUGGUAUGGAACAUAAGCCUGCAAAAGUAAUUAUUGCUCCCCAUAGCUGAUUUGUGAGGUUACCAAACAAACACGCUCCUUAGAUCCUGAGUGCCUCUGGAGGGCACUCCUGUGCUGGGGCUGUUGUCUCUUGAGUGCUGCAGCUCCAGCUUGGAGGCCCUCAGCAGCUUUUUGGCUGUACAGUUGGAGGUGCUUGAGUCAUUGGCGUGUGAGAGCAGUCUACCUGCCUCCCAGCACCCCAGCUGCCCUGGCAACCCUCAGUCUACCAUAGUUUGUUCUCAUCUCCUUUACACUCUUGUGUGGGGAAAAAUGACUGGGGAAAGUCAGUGCCUUGUUAGUAACCACCGUAUUGCUUUCACCUAUGGUUUCUGAUCAGAGAGACGAGAACUCUGAUCUGUAUGGAACUGACACUCUUCCUUCUCUCUCCCCACCCCCUCCUUUCUCUCAGGUUCUACAAGGGUGUGGUUCCCCUGUGGAUGAGGCAGAUCCCCUAUACCAUGAUGAAGUUUGCCUGCUUUGAGAGGACCGUGGAGCUGCUCUACAAACACGUGGUGCCCAAACCCCGCGCUGAGUGCACCAAGGGCGAGCAGCUGAUCGUCACCUUCACGGCCGGCUACAUCGGUGAGUAGUAGUACCACAGGAAAUAGGAUGAAGGUGGCCCUAGGUUUAGGAGCUCACCUAGAGUCAGGAUUGUGUUGUCCUUGUAAUAACUAAGGUUAGGAUUGGGGGAAGCGUAAUAUGAUCCUAGAUCUGUGCCCAAUGGCAACUUCUACCCAGAGAAACCUGUGUCGUAUUCAUGUUUUGCAACGGUAGUUGUCCCUCCUUUUUCCAUUUGGUGACGAACAAAGAUCACCCAGGCUUCUGUUUGAUUGGAUAUAAUGGACCUAUAUAAGAGUGUGUGCUGAUGAUUUGUCUGUCCCCUGCAGCUGGUGUGUUCUGUGCUAUCGUGUCCCACCCAGCGGACUCAGUGGUGUCUGUACUGAACAAGGAGAGUGGCAGCACCGCCGCCCAAGUGCUCAAGAAGCUCGGACCUAAAGGUGAGUGGACAACCAUAGGGCUUGUCUUACUGGCUGUGCAGUUGGAGGUGCUUGAGUCGUUGGUGUGUGCGAGCAGUCUACCUGUCCCCCAGCACCACUGCUGCACUGGCAACCCUCAGUUCCACCAUUGCAGCCAGGCUGGGGGGUGGAUAACACUUGUUUUACUCCCUUUGGAUAGGGUCCUGUAACAGUCAGUCUACUGAGUAUGGUCUUUUAAAUCUUGCAUUAUAUGACUGCCCAACAUUGGGUGUUUGGCCCACUCAAAGAAACAUAAAAGCAGAUGUAAUUUAUUGAUACACUUCCAACACCUCAGCUAAACAUUCCUUCUCCCAUUCUCUCCCCCUUUUAAGGUGUGUGGAAGGGCCUGGUUGCCCGUAUCAUCAUGAUCGGUACCCUGACCGCCCUGCAGUGGUUCAUCUACGACUCCGUGAAGGUCUACUUCCGCCUGCCCCGUCCCCCUCCCCCUGAGAUGCCAGAGUCCCUCAAGAAGAAGCUGGGGCUCACUGAG